AUGUCGCACCUCGGCGCCAGAAAAUAUUUCACUGUUUUUCUACCCCUCGUGUUUGCCUUUCUUUUCACAUUCGCGAGCGCAUGGCCCGAGGCACCACUAUGGACUGAUAAAGAUCCUUGCCCUUCGAUUAUUCGCGCAAUCGUCCCAUCCUACAAGCCAUUUGGUAGAUGGGAAGCUGUACACAAUGCUAUGAAGUCAUGUAGCAAUAUUACAGAGCUCGACCUGAGAAUGGUGGGGGCAAGCUGCACGGAGUUUCCCGAUGGUUAUAAUCUACCAUUCAGGCCGGACGGGAGCGAUCGAUAUCUCUCGGCGCCACAAAUACUAUCACUAUAUAACUACGAAUUUCAUGAAUCUGAGUGGGAAGAUAUGCGGUCAGUAACACCACAUUGGGCCAACGACGAUGGCUCAUGGCCUGUGUCGAAUUCCACAAACUCUGUUAUGAGAUGGGCAACAGAAAUGUAUUAUCGCAGCCGGUGGAAAUGGGAUCAAUUGUCCUAUGAAUACAAAUAUGCCGUUGGUCUGGCAGACUAUUCUCGAUGGCAAAGACACGGAAUCGCGCGAAGAUGGUAUGAUCAGCGACAUACACCGAUUGAGAGGUUAUCAAUGGAAAACAUGCAGCUCUGGCUGGAAGCUAUGGACUUCUCCAAAGUGCACACUUUAUCAAUCGAGUAUGGUGGCACUCGGCCGGAAGGAAAGGGUUUACUCGUUGACCUUCCCCCGGCAUUAACAGGUCUCGAGAAUCUCUCUAUCCAGGGCCGGUGGUUGAAUUGGAGAACAUAUCUGGCGGAGUGGGAAGCUGCUCCGGGACCGUUACCCAAGAACAAGUGGUCUUCUUCGCCGCCCCCUCCGGCCCUCGAUUUUAUCUUGGCGUUACCUACAACAUUGAAGAAGCUCACCUGGACAAAGAGUGAAACGGUCCAAGAGGAUAUAUUCGACUCUGUUUUGAAGCACCACGGAGCCUCUCUGGAACAUCUCGCGUGGACAAACCACGAGGGAGGAUUCAAACCUAGACCAAUAUUGGCUGAGGAUCAGCUGCGCAGUCUGGGAAAAUGGGCACCUGGUUUGACCAGCCUUACCGUCGAUCUCGAACGGAGAAACGGAACCUUGCCCCAAGAUGAGCUGAACAUUCUUGCCGAUACUCUACCCAAAUUGAGAAGGCUAGUUGUUAAUCUAAACCUACUGGACGAAAGGCUACUGAUGAACAAUACUGGCUAUGAUGACAAGAAGAAACACGCAUCAGAUUCAGUUUUGGAUGUAGAAGAAGGUCUUGAUCUAUUCCAAGGUCUAAGAAAGGCCAAGGUUGGCGAGAAGUUCGACAGUGUCGAGUUUCGUCAGGGUGAAUGGACUGAUGAUUGGCCUUUUGGAGAAAGUCUCUGGGAGGAUAGAUAUUGGGUCAGGUGUUGGGUUGUUGAAAAGGAUGGGGGACCAGGAGCGAGGUGCAAAUCGGGAAGUGAGAAGGCCUUUGACGCCGACUUUUGA
Molecule: messenger RNA, 1479 nt
Organism: Fusarium oxysporum Fo47
Lineage: Eukaryota; Fungi; Ascomycota; Sordariomycetes; Hypocreales; Nectriaceae
Exons: 1
Coding region: 1-1479 (492 amino acids)
Source: RefSeq, a predicted model, not a curated record